Thamnophis sirtalis is the source of this 1297-nucleotide messenger RNA. The record is from RefSeq and is a predicted model, not a curated record. NCBI's taxonomy places the organism in Eukaryota, Metazoa, Chordata, Lepidosauria, Squamata, Natricidae.
GGAAUCCUUCCAGGAGCAUCCUGGGCGCCGCUGGCUGGACGGCUUCCUCUGGGAGCCUGGCAGAGAUUCUGAGAAGGAGAAUCUCUUUGUUGAUACUUUCCGCUUUCUGAACCCGAAUCAGGAUGAAGCCUACACUUGCUGGUGUAACGUAACAGGAUCCCGGCAUGUGAACUACGGUACCCGCAUUGACUACAUCCUGGCUGAUCGUGCACUGGCAUUGUUGGAACUGACCGAUGCCCAGAUUAUGCCAGAGGUGUUGGGCUCUGACCACUGUCCUGUCCAGGCUGUGCUGAAAAGUACCUGCUUAGCUGCCCCACGGUGUCCCCCGCUCUGUACCCGCUUCCUGCCUGAGUUUGCUGGCACCCAACAGAAGCUCAGCCGGUUUCUGGUCAAAGUGGAACAGACCCAACUGCCUGGGAAGGCGCAGAAACGGAGCAAAGCAGAGAGAACCGCCGUGGGGGAUUUGAAGAAAAGGCGGACCGGCCCAGCACAGGAAGGGCAAGGGGAUUUGCGUAGCUUCUUCAAAGCUGGGAACUUGGGUGCAGAGUCUGUAGAUGAUGGAAGGGGCCGGUCAGUUUUGAAUGUGGUCCAGAGGGCGGAAGCAGAAGAUUCUGGGAAACAGCCUCCUAUGGAGAGGGCUGAAAGGAUAGCUGAUAAAUGUGGGGUAGAGAAAGUCUCGGGGGUAACCCGGAUACCUGUCAAGAGUCCAAAGAAAGCACCCUCCAAAGGUGUGACCAGCAAGGCAGCUAUGAAUUGUGAGAAAAACACACCUCCCUCUACGCAAAACCAGUCUCUGUUGUGGAAGUCGCUGCUACCUGGCCCUGCACAGCCACCUUACUGCAAGGGCCACAAGGAGCCCUGUGUGUUGCGGACAGUGAAGAAACAAGGACCAAAUUGUGGACGGCGCUUCUUCGUCUGUGCCCGGCCUCUGGGGAAACCCUCGGAUCCCCGUGCACGGUGUGACUACUUCCUGUGGGCCAGCUAAGGCACUUCCUGAGUAGAGGCUGAAUCUGAUUUGUGUUUCGGGUGCUAUGUACUCCAUUUGAACUGCCCGGGCAGGCCACUCUGACUUGGGAUGAGUAACUCCCAAGUGGCUGCACGAGGUCAACAACGCAGAUUUUGUCCUGCUCAACAUGUCUCUUUUAUAUCACAGGGAUUUCUAAAAGGAUCCAGGCAACCUUUGAUCUCAGUCCUCUUUUCGCUGUUGUCCCAUUAAAAAUUUGAAUCUUUGUCAUUGCUGAGAAAUGACUCUCCUUUGUAGAAAACCCAAUUUAAAAAAAAAAAAAAAACAUUUGUU